AUGCCACUUGAAAGUACUAUUAUAUGUGUUGAUAAUAGUGAUUUUAUGCGUGAUGGAGAUUUUAUUCCAACGAGAAUGCAAGCACAACAAGAUGCUGUUUCGCUUAUAUUUCAUGCUAAGACAAGAUCAAAUCCAGAAAACAAUGUUGGAUUACUUACACUUUCUGAUGGUCGAGUUGUUACUCAAUUGACCAGUGACGUUGGCAAAGUCUUUUCAAAGUUACAUCUAUUACCAAUAGAAGGAAAACUUGACUUUUGUAAAGGCAUUAAAGUAGCAAAUUUAGCAUUAAAACAUCGACAAGGUAAAAAUCAUCGACCUCGUAUUGUUGUGUUUGUUGGUAGUCCACUUGAAGUUGAUCCUAAUGAAUUUACUAAACUGGCAAAACGAUUGAAAAAAGAAAAAGUAUCAAUAGAUAUUGUUGUCUUUGGUGAAGAGUCUUCUCGUGAGAAAUUCGAAGAAUUUAUUACUGUUAUAAAUGGAAAAGAGAAUACCAACUGUCACUUGAUUUGUGUUCCAUCCGGAGCUAAUUUACCUGAUACGAUUAUUAAUACACCAAUUAUUCAAAGUGAAGAUGGUUCAGGUUUACCAAAUGGAUAUGCAGCAAGUGCUUUCGCUUUUGGAGUAAAUCCUGAAGAUGAUCCAGAAUUGGCUAUGGCUCUCCGUAUUUCCAUGGAAGAACAACGUCGUGUACAAGAAGCUGAAAUUGGUCGUGGUACAGUUGGCGAAGAAGCUCAACUAAAUCCAUCAACAAAUAUAGCAAGUUCAGAUGCUACUGUAAAUACUGCAACAGGUAAUAAUGACAUGGAUGUGACUCAACUUACAGAAGAUGAACAAAUUGCUUUGGCUAUUGAAAUGUCUAUGAAGCAAGCUGCAAGUGGUCAUACGAAUGAUGUCGAAAUGAAAGAAGAAACAGCUGACUCUGCUGGUACUCUAUCAAAUAUUCAACAAACAUCGAAAACAAAUGAAAACACGCAGCAAAAUACUGAUUCAUUUGCAGUUUCUCUCAAUGAUCCGCAAUUUUUACGUGAUGUUCUUCGAGAUUUGCCUGGAGUUGAUGUUGACAGUGAAGCUGUACGCGCAGCUCUUGAACAAGUACAUCAGCAGCAACCAAACAAGGAUGCAGAAGAUAAAGAUGACAAUGACAAAUCAAAUGUGACAAAAAAGAAAAAAGAUGAAAAAUAG
Molecule: messenger RNA, 1182 nt
Organism: Rotaria socialis
Lineage: Eukaryota; Metazoa; Rotifera; Eurotatoria; Philodinida; Philodinidae
Source: the annotation of a GenBank genome assembly